Oncorhynchus gorbuscha (pink salmon) is the source of this 423-nucleotide messenger RNA. Its product is annotated as proline-rich 33 kDa extensin-related protein-like. NCBI's taxonomy places the organism in Eukaryota, Metazoa, Chordata, Actinopteri, Salmoniformes, Salmonidae. The transcript has a single exon. The record is from RefSeq and is a predicted model, not a curated record. The annotation marks the transcript as partial.
AUGUUCUCCCCGUGCACGUCUCCCCGUGCACGUCUCCCCGUGCACGUCUCCCCCCCGUGCACGUCUCCCCCGUGCACGUCUCCCGUGCACGCGUCGCCUCCCCGUGCACGUCCUCCCCGUGCACGUCCCCGUCCCCCGUGCACGUCUCCCGUGCGUGCACGCCUCCCCGUGCCCCCUGUGCACGCCUCCCCGUGCACGCCCCGUGCACGCCUCCCCGUGCACGUCUCCCGUGCAUGUCUCCCCGUGCACGCCUCCCCCGCACGCCUCCCCGUGCACGCCUCCCCGUGCACGUCUCGCACGCUCCCCGUGUACACGUCUCCCUGUGCACGCCUCCCUGUGCACGUCUCCCUGUACACGUCACACAAAAACAACCCCAAUAUGAAUGAAGAAAAGAUCCAUGGAAGGGUGAUCCCAAAGGGGAAU